GUUGCUCUAUUGCAAAAUCAAGUGCCACUGGCAGAUGCCCAGUGCUUUUAGAGGCCUGUGUAGGGUGCUGUGUGCUACUGACAGGAGGAGGGCUCCAACCUGGAGCUAUUAAUACCACCACCAAUAGAAUCGAUGGGGAAAACUUAUCCUCUUACGUUGACAGGAUAGCAAAGGAGGGAGGGGAGAGAGAUAGAGACAGUGAGACACAUAGAGCAGCAGCAGCUCUGACGCAGUUUAGUUUCUGACAAAUUAUCCUUUAUGAUUUCAAAAUGAAGAGCAAAACAAAUGUUUAAGUCACAGUUUUGUUUCUAUUGUACUCUAUCUCUCUUUCUCUUUUCAUCUCUCUCUGUCUCUAUCAGUUUUUGUUUUACACUCUCUUGCUUGUCACAACACACUUACUUAACAUCGGGCAUGUAAUGCUAUUAGCUUUGUACCCACAUGUUUGUAUGUGACCCUGUCUGUGUGCAUGCUGACUUCAGAGCAACAAGCUGAUAUAUAAGCAGUCCUCAGUCAGGCGCCUUUUUCUCCUGUUGGUUCAAUUAUGAACACACUGCCAGGCUUUUCCGGAGCCAGGAUCUCAGGCUGCUGGGCUUUAAGGGCAGAUAGCAGUAGGAGAGGUGAAGGCUCUCUGGACAGACUUCUCCCAUCUGUCAACACAGGUCUUUCACCACGCAAACGAACCACCAGCCAAUGCAAAUCAGAACCCCCCCUGCUGCGCACAAGCAAGAGAACUAUCUAUACAGCAGGUCGUCCACCCUGGUACAAUGAACAUGGCACCCAGUCCAAAGAAGCAUUUGUCAUUGGUCUUUGUGGAGGAAGUGCUUCUGGUAAAACAACAGUAGCCCGGAAGAUAAUUGAAGCUUUGGAUGUUCCUUGGGUUGUGCUCCUUUCAAUGGACUCCUUUUACAAAGUCCUUUCAGAUGAAGAACAGUUUCUAGCUGCAAGCAAUGACUAUAAUUUUGACCACCCUGAUGCAUUUGACUUCAACCUGCUUGUCUACACACUCCGAAAACUUAAACAGGGCAAGAGUGUGAAGAUACCAGUGUAUGACUUCACUACACAUGGCCGUCAGAAAGAGUGGAAAACUGUGUAUGGUGCCAGUGUCAUUAUAUUUGAAGGAAUAAUGUCCUUUGCAGAUAAGGAGUUGUUGAAGUUGUUAGACAUGAAAAUAUUCGUGGAUACAGAUUCUGACAUACGACUGGUACGGAGGCUUAGGAGGGACAUUUCUGAGCGAGGCCGAGAGAUUGAAGGAGUUAUCAAACAGUACAACAAAUUUGUAAAGCCUGCCUUUGAACAAUAUAUAGAGCCGACCAUGAGACUAGCAGAUAUUGUUGUGCCACGAGGGGGUGGGAACAUGGUGGCUAUUGAUCUGAUUGUUCAGCAUGUGCACAGUCAGCUGGAAGAGAGGAAACUCCGCUGGGAUAUGGCGGCGCUGGCCUCUGCCCAUCAAGCUCAGCCCCUACCCCAAACACUCUGUGUUUUGGAGAGCACGCCGCAGGUCCGCGGUAUGCACACCAUUAUCAGGAAUAAAGAGACAAGCAGAGACGAGUUCAUCUUCUACUCCAAAAGGCUGAUGAGACUCCUCAUUGAGAGAGCGCUCUCCUUCCUUCCAUCUCAGGUCCAUGUUGUUCAUACCCCACAAGGCCAGGACUAUGAAGGAAGGACCUUUCAAGGGAAGAGGGUCACCGGGGUAUCGAUCCUCAGAGCAGGAGAAACCAUGGAGCCUGCACUCAGAGCCGUCUGCAAAGAUGUUCGUAUUGGCAAGAUUUUAAUCCAGACCAAUCAGGACACAGGAGAGCCUGAGUUGCAUUACUUGCGUCUGCCCAGAGAUAUCAGUGAGGACCAUGUGAUCCUUAUGGACUGUACUGUGUCCACUGGUGCUGCGGCCAUGAUGGCAGUGCGAGUCCUACUGGACCAUGAUGUACAGGAGGAUAAAAUUCUGUUGGUCUCUUUGCUGAUGGCUGAGAUGGGGGUCCACUCAGUAGCCUAUGCCUUUCCUCAGGUCAAAAUAAUCACCACUGCUGUUGACAAAAAGGUCAAUGACCUUUUCCACAUUAUUCCUGGCAUAGUAGUCAAACUGUUGCAAAGGGGCCUUGGUUUUUGUUAACAUCUUGUCAGCAACUUAGAAAAAGCAUGGAACUUUGGGGAUCGGUACUUUGGCACUGAUGCACCGCCUGAUUGGAGUGACGAAGACAUGGAUGAACCCAGCUGUUAAAAGCUACACCGAUCCUGCUGAACUUGAGCACAUGGCUGGACACUUAAUGCACUAUAGACCUAAUGGGUCUGACUUGCAAAAUAUAGUUAAAUACCACAAGCAGCAAAUAUUUUAUAUACUUUUUAGUGUCUUUGGAAAAUCUAGCAUAUUGAAGUUUUUUAAAAUGUGAACAUUUAUUUUUAAAAAUGUAAAUGUUGAAAUGUAUAUUAAAAUAUCUGUGGUAUUGUUUUACAAUUUUACAAUAUUGUUUUAUUGUCAACAAGGAAAUAUGAUUUUAUUUUAGUAGGUUGCUUUUAUGCCACAUUUCUUUCUUUUGUUUGUUUUUAGGAUUACAGGUUUCUGAAAACACAUUGACAAACAGGUCUACCUUAGAGCUUUGUUGUGCCGCACAAAGUGAGUUCUUUUAACGACCACUUCAUCGGAAAAUGUGUGUGGGUGUUGUUUCUUUAACUUGGUUUCCCCUCUACCUGCAAAGAAAUUGCUGACCAAACCAUGAUAGUCUGUUAAUGUUGGGCUUGAUCUUUUUAGAACAAUGAAUUGAACAAUGAAAUUAGUAUUUGGCCUAAAAAUAUAUACCUGCUUUAUUGUUUAUUUUCAAACAAGUCUAAAAUUAGAUGAAAAUGAGAGCAUAUUUAUUGAGGGGGGGGGUUUGUACACCUCUGUAAACACUUACUUAUGCAAGUCUCUUAGAGCCAUGACAAAAUAGCAAAGCAGAAUUAGCAUUAGAUUUAAAAAAUAAUAAUAAUAAUAACUUGAGUGAAUUAUGAUCACUAAUUAUUUGGUCACAAAAGUAGGGACUUUUUCAGGUCAAAUGAAAUGAAUCAUGUGUGGUACAGAAUAUCUUAUUCUUUAUUAUAAAUAGAUUUUUUUUACACACACACACAAUGUGUGUGUGUGUGUGUGUGUGUGUAUAAACAUAAACAUUGCCUAGAGCAUCACACUGCCUCCACCGGCUUACCUAAUUCCAAUAGUGCAUCCUGGUGCCAUCUCUUCCGUACGAAAGCGAUGCAGACACACCUGGCUGCCCACAUGAUGUAAAAGAAAAUGUGAUUCAUCAGACCAAGCAACCUUUUCUGUUGUUCCAUGGUUCAGUUUUGAUGCUCACAUGCUCAUUGUAGGCGGCUUUUGGUAGUGGACAGGGGUCAGCAUGGGCACUCUGGCCGGUCUGUGGCUACGCAGCCCCAUACGCAAUGCACUGUACAACACCUUUCUAUCAUAGCCAGCAUUAACCUUUUCAGCAAUUUGUGCUACAGUAGCUAUUCUGUGACAUCAGACCAGACAGGUUAGCCUUUGUUCCCCACGCACAUCAGUGAGCCUUGGGUGCCCAUGACCCUAUUGCCAGUUCACGGUUGUCCUUCCUUGGACCACUUUUGGUAGGUACUAUCCACUGCAUAACGGGAACACUCCACAAGACCUGAGGUUUUGGUUUUGGUGAUGGUCUCACCCAGUCGUCUAGCCAUCACAAUUUGGCCUUUGUCAAAGUAGCUCAGUAACUUUUGCCCAUUUUUCCUGCUUCCAACACAUCACCUUCGUAUGUCAGUACUGUUUAUCUAUUUAUGCUAUUUAUUCUAUGCUGUGUAUUUAUUGUAUAGUAAAUCUAAACCAAAAUUUCUAUGUUGAUAUAUUUAUGUAACAUUAAAACUUUGACAAAAUGUGUCACUGUCACUUGCAAGAUACAAAAGGCUAACUAAAAAGCCAAACGCUCCUGGAAGUUUAAAUCUAAUUAAAUUUACAUUUUCAAUAAAUGUACAUUUUAGUUUCCCAUCUAAUUUUAAAACAGGCAUGUAGGUUUCCGUUUACUAAAUUACAGGAAAAGGAUUUUUACUUUGAAAGCACAAAAUAUUUUUCCAUUAUGACAUGUCUGAUGACUAUGUAAGUGUUAUAUGGUGUACAUGUUACUGUUUUUUUUUUUUUUAUGUGAUGCAAAUUUUCUUGAAAAGCAUUUGCAUAUCAACAAGCUAUGUUAAAUAUGUAGCUUGGAAUCGACCAUUCAUAUUCAACCCAGAGGUCCUGUACUGUAACACUUGGUUGCAAACUAUGUGUUUCAUUUUAUUUUGAGUGAGCUAAAUAAUACAGGUUUGUCAUCUGUAAGUCUUAUUUUAAAAAAUUUCCUUUCAUAUAACCAGUACACACCACCAGCCCUAUUAAUUAUUUGACUUGCUGUAGAUACAGGAGGAAGAAACUGUAAGGUUUGUGUAUGGAAGGUAUGUUAGGCUUUUUUCAUCCUAUUUAUCAGGUAUGAAUUAGUUCACUGCUUUAAACAAUAUUUAGAUUUAAAAUGUUUAUAUUAAUAUAAACCUUGUGUUACAGACUAACAAACUGUAAAAAUGAAAUAAAUAAAUAAAAGAUUUGUUUUAAAUGCCUCAAAAGAGUAUGUAUACCUUUUUUUCUUUUCUUUACCUGUAUCAUAAUGCAUGGGUCUUUAAAAUAAGAGCAAAUAAAGAGUUUAAGAGUAUAUGUAGAAUUUUGUGUAUUUGAUUAUUUUAAAAAAUCAAUCAAUCAAUAAAUUUCCUUAUUGCAUGUGUGACCAUAAAUAACUCUUAAGCUGUUGUCAAGAUGUACACUUUUAUCCCUUUUAGUCAUGGCAUAUGACAUAUUUUACAUACAGCCAUAUAUCUUUGUUUUAAACAUGCAUUCUGUGGAUAGUAAGACAACGCGUUAAUGUUUCAAAUACACAGGAAGGAUACUGUGGUUGUCCUCUGCACAUGGAAACUAACCUAGCUAUCUUUCAACACUUUCCAUAAUUAAGCUCCUUUUAAACAACUAUAACUGAAAAUUGAUCAUGCAGCUGAAAGUCAUUUUAGUUAGUGGAUAGGAUAUUGGGAAAAAUUGUGUGAAAAAGUAAAACUCAUAAGUAUAGCAGAGUUUCUCAUAUGGGUGCAUGAAAAAAAUUAGAAUGGUUAAUGCUAAAUGUAGCUAUAAGGGCAAGUGUGUAAAAUCUGGUAAUGUAUGGUCCAUUUUUGUGUGAAGACAGUAAAUGACAUAUAGUAGAAAACAAUGAAGCUGUGGGAAAUCUACAUCGUACCAGUUUUAUAUUGGAUUUAAAUGCUUCCUUCUAUUAGAGCAUCCUUUUGUUAACACAUUAAAAAAAUAGGUGUUAUAAAGCACUUUUAAAUUGGAAAGGCUGUGCUGAUUUUUUUUUCUCAAGGUCUUCAAUAUUAAGAUGUCAUGGAAAGUUUACCACAAGCUACCUCAUAGUGACAAACAGGAAGGAGGUGCCUGUUUGUAUGUGGCAGUGCUCACAUCCCCAAUAGCAGUAUCAGGCCGAACAGGCCACAGAGUGGUGAUGUGUGAGUGAGUGCUUAUGGUGUUCUGAAUUCUGUCUCUCUUACUGUGGACCAGUGUGUGUCUCUCAGUGUUCUCUACAAAUAACUGGUGGCAGGGUGUGGAUCUCUUUGCUCAGUUGUGUCAAAGCUCUUACAGGUUUACUUUGGAAGUGGGGAGUGGCUUCGGUUCCUCACUGUGUCUGGGCAGCACUUUCAAGGACUGUCAAACCUGAGAAUGCUGAAGUUUUGGGUCAAUCUCAGGUUCGUCAGCCCAUGAAAAGCUGUCUCCAUCCAAUCCUAGUAUGAGCAGUAAAGUUUUAGUUUUUUGUGUCAUUUUUUAGCAAUGUGGUAAUUUUUGGUGACCUGAUUAGUGAUUUCAGAAGCGUUACAUCUACCUAUUUAUUUAAAAUUGUUAAUAUAUAUUUUGCAUUACUAUAUGGAUUACAUACAAUUAAACCUACUCUUCAUUUAUAUAUGAAUUUAUUUGUUCCUGUUGAUCCUGCUUUUUUAUUAUUAAGGAGCAUGAUGUGUUAUGUUGUGACAUUUAUCACUUUGUAUUAUUUCUCAAUAUUGAAUGUUUAUUAAUUCACUGCAAAUGAAAAAUCUGGUUAACUGCCAAAAUAAAUGAUGUACACAUUCUUCA
Ictalurus furcatus (blue catfish) is the source of this 6124-nucleotide messenger RNA. It is a transcript of the gene uckl1b, whose product is annotated as uridine-cytidine kinase 1-like 1b. Gene Ontology annotation, molecular function: kinase activity; ATP binding. Gene Ontology annotation, cellular component: cytoplasm. Lineage: Eukaryota; Metazoa; Chordata; Actinopteri; Siluriformes; Ictaluridae. The record is from RefSeq and is a predicted model, not a curated record. The coding region runs from base 542 to 2107 and encodes 521 amino acids. The transcript is spliced from 17 exons.